Messenger RNA from Protopolystoma xenopodis, 279 nucleotides. Lineage: Eukaryota; Metazoa; Platyhelminthes; Monogenea; Polystomatidea; Polystomatidae. The record is from the annotation of a GenBank genome assembly.
AUGACGUCGUCAAGUACUCCAGCCGACUUUAUUACUAAGAGUCAUCAAGUUAAAGAGCCGCCUAAAUCUCAAAACAGAGUUCUUAAAAGUUCUGUUUGUUCUGCCAAGCAAAUUUGUCCAUUUCGCGGGACAGAUGUUCAAGAUCUGUUGACCCUUGAGGGUGUAGACCAUUGGAUUGUCUUGCUGAGGCUGUUCGUCAGGACCUGGCAGGGCUGUCUAGAUCUCUUUUUCCAGAUGAAGUGGGCUCACAUGGAGUCAGUUAAAUUCAGCCGACUGUAA